AGGAGGCCGCAAGCCGAAGCAGCGCAUUAACUGACGAUGGCGGAGCAACCGCCGUGGGAAGACCUGCCCGCAUUGUGCUGGGAGGCCGUCCUCCGCCGCUUGGUCUCCGCCGAUGACCUCGAGUCCGUCUCCUCCGUCUGCAAGCGAUUGCUACACAUCUCCAACACCGUCCGCACCAGCCUCUCCAUCACCAACCGACUGACCCCGCGCUGCCUCGGCUCCCUCCUCCGGUGCUUCACGUCCCUCAAGUCCAUCGACCUCAGCUCGUUCCGCGGCGACCCGUCCUCCGUCCUCCUCCACAUCGCCCAGUUCCCGUUGCCCUCGACCGCCUCGACCUCUCCUACCAGGAAUCCCUUCGCUUCGGUGGGUUGCGCGAGAUGGGGUCCAAGUUCGGGGCUUUGAGGGUCUUGGUGCUGUCCCGUAUUAGGUUGCUGGGGGAUGCCAACUUGGUUUCGAUCGCGGAGUGCUUUCCCGCGCUCGAAGAGCUCGACAUUAGCUAUCCGCUGCAGAGUGAUUCGGCUCGGGUCACGGACGACGGUAUCUCGGACCUGUCGCGGAAGCUGCAGAGGCUGUCGCGAAUGAACCUUUCGGGUAAUCGGUCUCUCUCUGAUCAGUCUCUCGUGGUUCUGUCGGUGAAUUGCCCGUCUCUGAAGGAAAUUAAGCUUGGGGGAUGUGGCUCAAUUAUUGGGAGAGGUAUUGCUCCGUUGAUAGUGAACAGGCCUCACUUGGUCUCCUUGGCCCUGAAUUAUACGACACUGGAGGCGAUUUUCCGUGAGGAGUUGGUGGACUCCUUUGGUCACUCCAGGGGUUUUAUUAGUCUGGAUUUCUCGGGCUCGUUUAUCUGGGAUGGGCUGCUGAUGGCUGUUGCGGAGGCAAACAUUCCGCUCAAGAGACUCAUACUUUCGCGCGCCCUAGGGUUUUCCUUCGACGAGAUUCAGAUGAUCAUGCUAUGUCACCAGGAUAUUGAGGUCUUAGAUUUGGAGGCAGUACGUUUCCUCACAGAUGAUGAUAUGAGCGUGAUAUGUGAAGAUCUUCGCAGUCUGACCCACAUUAACAUCUGUCGCUGCUCCAAUCUCACGAUGGCAACAUUGUAUAGCCUCAUGACACAAUGUCCCUUCCUGAAGGCAAUCAAAAUGGGGAAGACAAACCUAAGGGAGGAUGAUGCUAAUGAAACUGAUAUCGUGGUGAAUUCUCAAGUGAGGUAUCUUCACAUACCUUAUAAUGGUAAACUGACUGACGAAUGCCUCAAGAAGAUCAGGCGUAUGUGCCCCAACUUGCAGUAUCUUGAUGUAAGCAAUUGUUCGAAGAUAACUGGGGAUGGCAUUUCGGGUGUGCUGAAGAGCUGCGCUGAAAUCUGUUAUUUGAAGAUCUGUGGUUUGAAAAACAUAAGGAAUCUAUGCAUUGACUUUGAAUCCCACGCUUAGAGGUCUUGCAAGCAGAAGGCUUGAAACUCAACGAAGAGCAACUAGCGGCAUUUAUAAGUAAAUGUUGCCAUCUCAAGAAUCUCAACUUAAUGGACUGUGUGCGUCCGUUGAACGAAGGGCCAGAAAAAGGUGAUGAAGAAUUGCUAUACAUUGAGGGGGAUAAAUGUCCGGAACUACAAUAAUGGACGUGGCGAUUUCCCACUUUUAGAUUGGAAGCUGUCUAUGUGGUCAUCUUUAAGGAGAAUAGUCCCACCUAGCAGAUUAGUUUCAUCCGAAACCCAAGACUUCUUCUUGAAGCAUUGGUUGUCUCGUCAGGGAUGAUUGACUUCAAAGGGACAAUCGACGAGUGUAGAAUGGCACCAGCAAAGGCACCACUAGAUGGGCAUUUCUACAAGGCAUGAAGUUUGGACAUCCACAGAUCCGGCUCAAUAUGUGUUCAGAUAGUUGAUCUUAUGGAAGCAUAUACUCAUUCAAAGUCAAAACAAAUGAAUCGGCAGCUCUAUGGAAGAAAUUCAUUGUUUGCUUGAUUUGGUAGGCACAAUCUUUAGUAAGUUUGGAAUGCUUUGCUGUGUCUUAUAUAUAACAUGGUUUUGGAAUUAUUUUGAAUGUAAGGUCGAUGCUUGAGAUGCGAGCACCUUUUGUGUAUCAUUGUGCAGAUAGCAAAUUUGAAUGUGAUAGUGUUGUGAUAUUGCUUUGGUUGAAUAGUAAAAGUGAUGAAUCUUGUAG
Messenger RNA from Eucalyptus grandis, 2150 nucleotides. RefSeq names its product F-box/LRR-repeat protein 2-like. NCBI's taxonomy places the organism in Eukaryota, Viridiplantae, Streptophyta, Magnoliopsida, Myrtales, Myrtaceae. The record is from RefSeq and is a predicted model, not a curated record. Gene Ontology annotation, cellular component: SCF ubiquitin ligase complex. Gene Ontology annotation, biological process: SCF-dependent proteasomal ubiquitin-dependent protein catabolic process. The transcript is spliced from 2 exons. Bases 378 to 1424 code for a protein of 348 amino acids.